Messenger RNA from Telopea speciosissima, 2250 nucleotides. RefSeq names its product probable pre-mRNA-splicing factor ATP-dependent RNA helicase DEAH2. Gene Ontology annotation, molecular function: RNA helicase activity; ATP binding; RNA binding. The transcript has 8 exons. Gene Ontology annotation, cellular component: intracellular anatomical structure. The coding region runs from base 66 to 2237 and encodes 723 amino acids. NCBI's taxonomy places the organism in Eukaryota, Viridiplantae, Streptophyta, Magnoliopsida, Proteales, Proteaceae. The record is from RefSeq and is a predicted model, not a curated record.
GGUUUGGAGUUUUACUUUCUUGUUAUUAGCUUAUUUGUUUUUCUAGGUUUAUUGAAUUUGGAGGAAUGUCUACGGAGAGGAAAAGGAAGGUGAGCUUGUUUGAUGUGGUGGACGAAACCUCCGUCUCUGCAAAGAAAACUUCUAUUAAUGGUGGCUCAUUGCUCAUGCCUACCAUUAAUAAAUGGAAUGGCCGACCAUACUCACAGAGGUAUUAUGAAAUCCUGGAGAAGAGGAAGACGCUCCCUGUAUGGCUGCAAAAAGAAGAAUUCUUCCAGGCUCUGAAGGCUAGCCAGUCCUUGAUAUUGGUUGGAGAAACUGGUAGUGGCAAAACAACUCAGAUCCCUCAGUUUGUUUUGGAUGCUGUUGAAUUAGAGACACCUGACAAACGUAAAAAGAUGAUGAUAGCCUGCACGCAGCCUCGUAGGGUGGCUGCAAUGUCUGUGUCCCGUCGAGUUGCCGAAGAGAUGGAUGUAACAAUUGGAGAAGAAGUGGGUUACAGCAUCCGGUUUGAAGAUUGCAGUAGUUCAAAAACUGUUCUAAAGUAUUUAACAGAUGGUAUGCUUUUGAGAGAAGCUAUGACAGAUCCCCUUCUGGAACGUUAUAGAGUUAUUAUACUGGAUGAGGCUCAUGAAAGAACUUUAGCAACAGAUGUUCUAUUUGGGCUUCUGAAAGAAGUACUGAAAAAUAGGCCUGAUCUGAAACUGGUGGUGAUGAGUGCAACCCUUGAGGCUGAGAAGUUUCAGGGUUAUUUUUAUGGUGCACCCCUUAUGAAAGUUCCAGGAAGGCUCCAUCCAGUAGAGAUCUUCUACACACAGGAACCUGAGAGGGAUUACCUUGAAGCAGCAAUUCGAACAGUUGUGCAGAUACACAUGUGUGAGACUCCUGGUGACAUCCUUGUUUUCCUUACUGGAGAGGAAGAGAUUGAAGAUGCGUGCCGGAAAAUAACAAAAGAAAUUGGAAAUAUGGGUGACCAGGUGGGUCCAGUGAAAGUAGUACCUCUGUAUUCGACACUUCCUCCGGCAAUGCAGCAGAAGAUUUUUGAGGCUGCCCCACCUCCGCUGAAGGAGGGUGACCCUCCUGGAAGGAAGAUUGUAGUGUCAACCAACAUUGCAGAAACUUCUUUGACUAUUGAUGGUAUUGUUUACGUUAUAGACCCUGGGUUCGCCAAGCAGAAGGUUUAUAAUCCACGAGUGCGAGUAGAAUCUUUGCUGGUCUCGCCUAUAUCAAAGGCAAGUGCACACCAGAGAUCAGGCCGUGCUGGAAGAACACAACCUGGAAAAUGCUUUAGGCUCUACACCGAAAAAAGUUUCCACAAUGAUCUCCAGCCACAGACUUACCCUGAGAUACUGCGAUCAAAUCUGGCGAACACGGUUCUGACCUUGAAGAAGCUUGGAAUUGAUGAUCUUGUUCAUUUUGAUUUUAUGGACCCCCCUGCUCCAGAGACAUUGAUGCGGGCACUGGAGGUGUUAAACUACUUGGGUGCAUUGGAUGAUGAUGGAAAUUUGACCAAGCUGGGUGAAAUAAUGAGUGAAUUUCCUUUGGAUCCACAAAUGUCAAAGAUGCUCGUUGUUAGUCCUGAAUUUGACUGUUCAAACGAAAUCCUUUCUAUUUCAGCCAUGCUUUCAGUACCCAAUUGCUUUGUACGGCCUAGGGAGGCGCAAAAAGCUGCAGAUGAAGCGAAAGCUCGGUUUGGGCACAUCGAUGGAGAUCACCUCACACUUCUGAAUGUCUAUCAUGCAUACAAGCAAAACAGUGAAGAUCCUCAGUGGUGUUACGAAAACUUUAUCAAUCAGAGGACCCUUAAGGCUGCUGAUAAUGUCAGGCAACAGUUGGUUCGCAUUAUGGCAAGGUUCAACCUCAAGUUAUGCAGCACAGAUUUCAACAGCCGAGACUACUACAUAAACAUAAGGAAAGCUAUGCUGGCUGGGUAUUUUAUGCAGGUUGCUCACCUUGAGCGUACUGGUCACUAUCUGACUGUGAAAGACAAUCAGGUGGUUCACCUUCAUCCUUCUAACUGCCUGGAUCACAAGCCGGAGUGGGUUAUCUACAACGAGUAUGUAUUGACGAGUCGGAAUUUCAUUCGUACAGUAACUGAUGUUCGUGGAGAGUGGCUGGUUGACAUAUCACCCCACUACUAUGACCUUGACAACUUCCCACAGUGCGAGGCCAAGCGUGUUCUUGAGAGGCUUUACAAGAAGCGGGAAAGGGAAAAGGAAGAGACUAAGAACAAGAAAUAAGGGUAGGAUGAAC